AUGGACAGAAUGGGAACAGACAUAAUAGGAAUAUCUGAGAUGCGAUGGCCUGAACCAGGAGACUUCAGAUCAGGAAAUUAUCGUAUCAUUCAUACAGGUAUAUGUAGAACAUGCCUGUUUGUUCUUGGACAAUGUGUUGAUUUUGUUCGUCAGAAAACAGUAUCAGCGAUAAAACGGAUAUCAGCUGACCCUGAUGUCGACACUGAACGUCCACGCCCAGUGGGGACGCAGCGGAAGGACGGCUGCGGCACCUUCACGCGCCAGAGGCCAACACACUGCAGCCCACCAGUAUAUAAGCUGGUCUUCUGCGGCUCUGCUGUACACUGCAGUAGUGCAGACAGCAGCAGAGAGCAGAAGACAGCAGCAGACGCCUACCACCGACACUAUGAAGUGCUUGCCGUGGCCCUGGCCAAGCCCGGCUACCUGGGAGCCGGCGUCGUCGCCCCCGCCGUCGCUGCCGCCCCUGGCAUCGCUGCUGCUGUCCAGCCUGCACCAGUACUUGUGGGUGGUAUCCACCCAGGCCUAGCAGCCUACGGUCCAGCCAACAUCGUCGUCGGGCCUGGUGGCUACAACCUGGACACUGCUGACGUGGCUGCAGCUAGGGCCGCCCACCUGGCCGCCGUCGCCCAGACGAGGCAGUGCCCACAGCAGCAGACAUCUACCACUGACACCAUGAAGUGCUUGAUUGUCCUGAGUGCUGUGCUCGCCGUGGCCCUGGCCAAGCCCGGCUACCUGGGAGCCGGCGUCGUCGCCCCCGCCGUCGCUGCCGCCCCUGGCAUUGCUGCUGCUGUCCAGCCCGCACCAGUACUUGUGGGUGGUAUCCACCCAGGCCUAGCAGCCUACGGUCCAGCCAACAUCGUCGUCGGGCCUGGCGGCUACAACCUGGACACCCCUGACGUGGCAGCCGCAAAGGGCGCCCACCUGGCCGCCGUCGCCCAGACGAGGGCCCGCGACGCCGCCAUCAACGGCGCCGCCCUCGCCGCCGCCUCUGCCGCCGCCUACGGCGCCUACGCCGCCCCCGCAGUGGUCGCCGCUCCCGCAGUGGCUGCUGUGGCGCCGGCUGCCUACGCUGCCCCUUCGGCUGCCUUGUUGGCUGCCAAGGCUGCCUAUCACGGUUGA
This is a messenger RNA of Schistocerca serialis cubense, 1119 nucleotides long. RefSeq names its product ice-structuring glycoprotein-like. The transcript is spliced from 5 exons. The record is from RefSeq and is a predicted model, not a curated record. The coding region runs from base 1 to 1119 and encodes 372 amino acids. NCBI's taxonomy places the organism in Eukaryota, Metazoa, Arthropoda, Insecta, Orthoptera, Acrididae.